GCAAAAACUGAAUAAAUUUCUAAAUAAAAAUAAAAGUUUCGCACCGUGUAAAAAUAUAUUUUCUCUAAUAAAAUUUAAAAAAAAGGUUAUUUAUGGCUGGAGUAGGUCAUUUUAAAUCUGCACAUUUUAACCAAAUAAUGCAGCUAAAAUAUAAAAACAAAUACAAAAAGAUUAAAAGAGUUAUAAAGAACUAUGUAUUUGAGAAUGCGGCACUGUGUGAUCAAAUAGCCCAAAUACAGCAGGAUAUAUUGGUAAUAAAAGAAGAACGGGAGUUUUUACUUCAAAAAAUCAUUGAAACCAAUGAUCCUGAAGUAGAAAAACUGAGACGACACAUUCAGAAUCAACCCCCACCUAAUCCUGAUGGAACCCUUGUUAACAUUCCUGGAAAGAGAGGUCCAAAAAAGAGAAUUAAUCCUGAUGGAACACCUAUACCAAAGACUAAAAAAGUGCAAGAUAAAACGCAAAAGGUAGAGGAGUUAAUAUUAGAUGACGAGGGUCGUCCAGUUUUGCCAAUAACAUGUAAUUCCGUAACAAUAAUUGCAAUUGGAGAAAUAGUCGGUGAAAACACUAAUUUCCACACAGAAAACUGGAUAUAUCCCGUAGGUUAUAUAGCGACCAGAGUUUAUGCUCAUCCCAAGGAACCUGAUAGAAAAUGUACUUUCACAUGUAAAAUAUUAGAUAAUUCUGGAACUCCGCAAUUUCAGAUAAUUCCAGAUGCAGAUUACGAUCAUGUAUUUUUUGGUGAAUCGGCUAACAUUUGCCAUUUGGGAUUAUUAAAUACUCUUAUCAAUAAUUCAAAAACAACUAAUUUACCAAUUAGAGCGCAGGGAGAAUUAUUUUUCGGUCUCGGUUUAUCUCCUGUUAAAAUGAUUUUAAAUAGUAAUUCUAAUAUAAAAAAGUGCCAGAAUUUUAAAGGAUUUAAACUUGAUUCUUUGGUGUCGGAUAUUGAAACAAAUGAUCCUACUCUAAAUUUUUACGCUCUACAAAAGUUUGUUGGAAUGGGUGCAACUUUCCAAGUUACUGAUGUCAAAGAUGAACCACCAGAAGAUUUAUUAGAAUAAAAACAACUAGAUAUAAGUUUAAGUAAUUGUUCAACUUUUUUGUACGUAUAAAGA
Condylostylus longicornis is the source of this 1115-nucleotide messenger RNA. Its product is annotated as transforming growth factor beta regulator 1. The record is from RefSeq and is a predicted model, not a curated record. Bases 93 to 1061 code for a protein of 322 amino acids. NCBI's taxonomy places the organism in Eukaryota, Metazoa, Arthropoda, Insecta, Diptera, Dolichopodidae. Gene Ontology annotation, cellular component: nucleus. The transcript has 2 exons. Gene Ontology annotation, biological process: regulation of cell cycle.